This is a messenger RNA of Neurospora tetraspora, 741 nucleotides long. RefSeq names its product eukaryotic translation initiation factor 6. The record is from RefSeq and is a predicted model, not a curated record. Gene Ontology annotation, molecular function: ribosomal large subunit binding. The transcript is spliced from 3 exons. Gene Ontology annotation, biological process: ribosomal subunit export from nucleus; cytosolic ribosome assembly; assembly of large subunit precursor of preribosome. Gene Ontology annotation, cellular component: nucleolus; cytosol; preribosome, large subunit precursor. Lineage: Eukaryota; Fungi; Ascomycota; Sordariomycetes; Sordariales; Sordariaceae. The coding region runs from base 1 to 741 and encodes 246 amino acids.
AUGGCUGUCCGCGCCCAGUUCGAGAACUCCAACGAGGUUGGAGUCUUUUCCACACUUACAAACUCUUACGCUUUGGUUGCCGUCGGUGCCAGCGAGAACUUUUACAGCGUCUUCGAGGCCGAGCUUCAAGAUGUUAUCCCUAUCUGCAGAACCACCAUUGCCGGCACAAGGAUUAUCGGUCGCCUAACAGCUGGUAACCGCAAAGGUCUCCUCGUCCCCACCAGCACAAGCGACCAGGAACUGCAACAUCUGCGCAACAGUCUCCCCGACGACGUGCGCAUACAACGUAUCGAGGAGCGCCUGUCGGCCCUGGGCAACGUGAUCGUGUGCAACGACCACACGGCGCUGAUCCACCCGGAUCUGGAGCGUGAAACCGAAGAGAUCAUUGCCGACGUGCUCGGCGUCGAGGUGUUCCGCCAGACCAUUGCCGACAACGUGCUCGUCGGCAGCUACAUGGCGCUCAGCAACCAGGGCGGCCUCGUCCACCCCAAGACCAGCAUCCAGGACCAGGACGAGCUCAGCUCCCUGCUCCAGGUACCGCUGGUGGCCGGCUCCAUCAACAGAGGUUCCAACGUCAUCGGCGGCGGCAUGGUGGUCAACGACUGGAUGGCCGUCACCGGCCUCGACACCACGGCGCCCGAGCUUAGUGUUAUCGAGAGCGUGUUCAGGUUAGGAGAGGGUGCCGCGCCCGGCCAGAUCAACUCCAGCCUCAAGGAUACCAUGGUCGAGUCUUUCUACUAA